This is a messenger RNA of Aegilops tauschii subsp. strangulata, 615 nucleotides long. NCBI's taxonomy places the organism in Eukaryota, Viridiplantae, Streptophyta, Magnoliopsida, Poales, Poaceae. The record is from RefSeq and is a predicted model, not a curated record.
AUGAGCAGGAGCCCCUGCCUCGCACCUCCUGCGGGCCUCCUCACCUGCAAGCAGCCGGAGCAGCAGCUCCCCGUCGCCGGAGGAACCUCGCCUCUGCCUUUUCUUCCUUUCCUCCGCCGGACCAGCAGCGCCGCCCCGGCGCACCAUGACGCCGAGCGCCAGCAGGAACCGAGCGCCCCGAGCCCAGUCCCCGUGCUGCCUCUACAGCCGCCGCCGACCUCCUUCGCCUCGUCCGCGGCGCCCGAGCACCGCCUGGAGCCGCGACUCCCAUCGGACCUCCUCACUGCCCGAGGCUGCUGCCUCCCCGUCGUCUUCCUCUGCAGUCCGGCCGCCACCUCGCCGGAGUACGUCGUCCGCGUCGCCGCCUCGCUUCAUCUCCGCCACGAUCUGGUGCCAUCGACCACCCCCGCGCCUCUGCCGCCCCGCCAUGUUCCUGGAGCCACGGCGCCCGCUCGUCCUCUGCUUCGGGCGACAGGGAGAUGCGCCUCCCCUGCCUCGCGCGUUGACCGAGCGCAGUGUCAGCGUGGCCAGCCUCCCAAGGCCCAAGCCAGCCGGCCUGCUGCCUCCAAGUUCCAGCGCUCCCUGCCCGGCCUCCUCCUCACCGACUGGGCUUAG